CAUCCAUCCAUCCAUCCAUCACCCAAUCCACUCCGCCGCCUCCGGCCACUUCGCCGCUGCCCAAGAGAUAGCUAGCUCUGCAGCCGCAAGUGCCAGGCCACCAUUAGCCGCCGAGAGGCUCCGCCGGCAAUCCUCACAGCAGCAGCGUCACAGAGGUAAUAGCCCCAGACCGCACGCACCAUCCGUGCCCCAUUCUCCUCACCCGGUUCGUGCUGUCAGUCUCUCUGACUCGAGCCCUGUGCAGUGAUCGGGCGAGGUAGGUGUGGACGAGUGCUUGGGGGCUUGCAGGUUACCAGAGCAAAAAAAAUUCCCGGAUUAAUAAUACUAGCAGCAGCAACGGCGAUCUUCUCACAGUCAAGAGCGCGAGAAACAAGCGCUCAGCUGUUUUCAAGGUUAUAGGAUUCUUGUAGAUUUGUUGAUUCAAAGACACCAAGGUUUGGUCCUUUCUGCUGCUUUUGCAAAGGAGAGACAAGAAAUUGUUUUAGGAUUCAUUUCUGGAGAAAUUCAACGAAGGGAGUAGAAUAUUUGCUACAAAUUCUGUGCCAACAUGUGUGCUUAUGCUGCUGCUUGGUUUCUUGAUGUGGAGGUUGCUAUGUUGCAACGAUAUAUCAUGUCGACAUUAGUGGAAUGCUGAUGACAUGAGUCUGUGGUCGCUCCAGGUUCAUUUGCCCUUGUGUUCUAAGUAUCGCUGGGGCUAGGAACAUGUGGUCUCCGUUUCAUGACCUUCAUGAGCUGUUCUGCGGUCAGCUCUAGCGGCAUUGCGCUCCGGCUUCUCAUAGAGGAGAGGAUCCGGCGCCGGGGUGCCUGCGCAUGUGAUAUGCUCGCUCUCGGUUCCCAGAGGAGGAGGGUGAGGCACCCUGUGGUCUUUGCGAAGAAGAGGAUGCUGCCGAAGAGGUGGCAGCGGCCGUGGUGGAAGACAUUUUUCUCGGAUUGGAACGAUGAUGAAGAGAGCUUGUCUGGCUGGAGGGAGGAUGGUGAAUUGUUGGAGGAGAUUGGCAGUGAGAAAGAACUGUCGGAGAAUGAGAAGUUUGAGACAUGGAAGAGGAAGGCCGAGGCUAUUGUCGAGCUCAGGGAAGCCCAGCAGGACGCUAUGAAUGCCGAGGAGCGGUCGUGGGAGGAUUGGAUCAGUGGAGGCAGCACGUCAGGGGGUGGCGACUGGGGCGGGGAUGUGAGUGUGUCAGACCAGAUAACUGAUGAUCCUGCAGAGAUAGUGAGGGAUAAGAGCUUUAUUGAAGUUUUCAGAGAUUCCAUUGAUGAAGAUUAUGAUGACAUGCUGUUUGAAGAUCGAGUUUUCUUGUAUGCCUCAACGAACUCGGCCAAAUUUCUGGCGUUACUGAUUGUGGUUCCGUGGGUGAUAGAUUUUCUUGUUCAUGACUAUGUUAUGAUGCCCUUUUUAGAAAGGUAUGUCCAGAAGGUGCCGCUUGCUGCUGAGUUGCUUGACGUAAGACGCAGCCAGAAGCUCCAGAUGGUUAAAGACCUAAAGAUUGAGAAGGCAAGAUACCGUUUUGAAGUAGAGAUUGGUAAAUCUCCUCCACUUUCUGACGAGGAGGUCUGGACAGAGUUGCGGGAAAAAGCGAUAGAGUUGAGAGAUGAGUGGAGAUUAGAAAACCGGAAAGCUUUUGCAAAUAUAUGGUCCGAUGUGGUUUAUGGGGUUGUGCUAUUCGUUCUUAUCUGCUUCAACCAGAGCAAAGUUGCAAUGCUGAAGUUCACAGGAUAUAAGUUGCUAAAUAACAUUUCGGACAGUGGGAAGGCCUUUCUUAUUAUUCUAGUGUCAGACAUCCUGCUAGGAAGUCCACUAGAUGCACUUUUGCAGGUACCAUUCAGAGUCAGGUUGGCAUACAUUAGUAGAAGUCAUUCUCGAGCACUACGGGCUUGAAGCCGAUCAAGCUGCAAUCACAUUUUUUGUUUGUCUGGUUCCAGUUGCGUUGGAUGUAUUCAUAAAGUUUUGGGUAUACAAAUACCUUCCAAGAUUGUCACCUAGUGUGGGCAACAUUUUGGAUGAAAUAAAGCGCCACUAGAGAAUUUUUUCAUCAGGUUUUAGUUUCUUUCAUCAGGGAAAUGCUUGGAAAAUGUCACUUUCCAGGAGAAUAAAAGAAGAAAUUUAUUGCUUCAACAACAUGGAUGCACAUUUAUGUAUGUUAUGUUAUUGUCAGUUCAUGUUUUGGUAAGAAAAUCAACCGAGGUAGCAGUCAAUGAAUCACUUGGACAAGUAUUACAGUUCUGAAGAAACUCUUCUUCUGAAGGCCUCACUUAGAAUGGCUGCCUGGUCAGCAAUCGAGCGUCAGGCUAUUUGUCCCGCGUGAUUGGGAAUUUCAGAAGUAACCUGAACAAAUUCUUAUUCUAAACUAUGUCGCAUGGAAGAUUAUGUGCUAGAAAUAAACUCCGGGUGAACUAUAAGAUUGUGCUCGUGCACCAUAGAUAAUCUACAGCAAAAUCCAUGUUCUUUUGGUCUGAUAUUUCUCAAUGGCAAGCAAUUUUGCUUCAGAAAUUAUCACAUGAGGAGUCUUCAGCCUUAAUUCAAUUUUGUGCUGUGUAACUUCUGAAGAAACUAUUGUGUUUGUACAAACAAUUGCAGGGCAAUGGCAAAUUGUUCUUGUGGCA
Phragmites australis (common reed) is the source of this 2601-nucleotide messenger RNA. RefSeq names its product chloroplast envelope membrane protein-like. The record is from RefSeq and is a predicted model, not a curated record. The coding region runs from base 719 to 1876 and encodes 385 amino acids. The transcript is spliced from 9 exons. Gene Ontology annotation, cellular component: membrane. Lineage: Eukaryota; Viridiplantae; Streptophyta; Magnoliopsida; Poales; Poaceae.